This is a messenger RNA of Eruca vesicaria subsp. sativa (arugula), 300 nucleotides long. The record is from the annotation of a GenBank genome assembly. Lineage: Eukaryota; Viridiplantae; Streptophyta; Magnoliopsida; Brassicales; Brassicaceae.
AUGAUGCGCCUCAGUAUAGGAAGUAAUGAUACUGCAACCGAAGAAGCAGUGAAAAGAGUGAAGUUCAUUUUGAGAAACUUAAGUGACGGUGAAAUUACGAUAUCAGCUUAUGACACUGCUUGGGUUGCUUUAAUCGACGCCGGUGAUAAAACUCCGGCGUUUCCCUCGGCCGUGAAAUGGAUCGCCAGCAAUCAACUCUCCGAUGGUUCCUGGGGUGAUGCUCAUCUAUUUUCUUAUCAUGACCGUCUCAUCAACACACUUGCAUGCGUCGUUGCUCUAACAACAUGGACGUUGCUCUAA